AUGCGGGCAUAUUAUCGGGCUACAGAGGUGGGAACGAACCUUACUGCGUACCGUGUUCGACUAGUCUCUUUGUUUCAGGAGCUUGAACCAGCUGUCAACGUAUCAGCACAACGAUUGUCGGAUCAAGUACGAGCUAUACAGCGCUGUCAUCUGCUGGAUGAUGCAGUACUUGAGAGGAUAUGCUCUGACAUACGGAAUAGCUUAAUUAUCCCUUCUUCGUCACACACUGUGGAUUCGGUAGCCUACAGCACACCUCAGUUGGCAUCAUAUACUGAUGAUAUUGAUGAACUAGUGGAGAGUGAAGUUAUAUCCGUAAGUACCCAAUACAAUGAUAGGAUAAGGAGCGCUUUGGAGGAUGCGAUUCUGGAAUACCGAUAUUUAAAUUGCAAUGAUAGGCCCCGGUUAUUCCGUUUGCCCAUUCAUAAACGAAAUUUAGCGCUGGUGGGUGCCCUGGAUUCGUUAUUGCCUGAAUAUUUAGAUAAUAGCGAAGAUCUUAGUGAUACACAUUCUAUUCUAUAUUGUGCGGCUAUUGCAGUUUGUCGAGUAGCUGGUGUUAAAAUAGCUAACAAUGUAACUACUACUCGACCUAAAUCUACUGUACCAGCUUGGCAGUAUAGAAUUGAGCGUCGUAUUGCUGAGACCAGGACACUCAUCGGUAAGCUUAUUAGCUACCGAUCAGGGAAUACGCGGCCGAGAGUGAUGCGCUUUGUGAAACAGGCAUUUUUGGGGACUACCAUUAGUCCUCAGCAGUACAUGUCAUGUGUCACAGAGCGCAUAGACUUUCUAAAGCAGAAAAUUUAUGCAUGGGCAAAUAGGAUAAGACGGUAUAAAAAACGAAUAGAUCGGUAUAAUCAAAAUCGGAUGUUCCAAAUAAAUGAGAAGGGGGGCUCCAAACUGAGGAACCAAACUGGAGCAUAA
Molecule: messenger RNA, 918 nt
Organism: Arctia plantaginis
Lineage: Eukaryota; Metazoa; Arthropoda; Insecta; Lepidoptera; Erebidae
Source: the annotation of a GenBank genome assembly